This is a messenger RNA of Otolemur garnettii (small-eared galago), 564 nucleotides long. RefSeq names its product proteasome activator complex subunit 4-like. Gene Ontology annotation, biological process: proteasomal ubiquitin-independent protein catabolic process. NCBI's taxonomy places the organism in Eukaryota, Metazoa, Chordata, Mammalia, Primates, Galagidae. The transcript has 4 exons. Gene Ontology annotation, cellular component: cytosol; nucleus; spermatoproteasome complex. Gene Ontology annotation, molecular function: peptidase activator activity; proteasome binding. Bases 178 to 564 code for a protein of 128 amino acids. The record is from RefSeq and is a predicted model, not a curated record.
AAAAUCCUGUUUUUCAAAUUGUAGAACUUAAAAUUCUGUUUUUCCAAUUGUAGAACGUAUCCUGCACUAGAGACAUUAACAGAACCUCACCAGCUCACAGCCACUCUCAGUUGUGUAAUUGGAGUAGCCCGCAGUUUGGUGUCAGGGGGCCGGUGGUUUCCGGAAGGUCCAACACACAUGCUACCUCUGUUGAUGAGAGCAUUGCCUGGGGUGGAUCCAAAUGACUUCAGCAAAUGCAUGAUCACAUUCCAGUUUAUAGCAACAUUUUCUACUCUGGUGCCUUUAGUAGAUUGUUCAUCUGUGCUGCAAGAAAGAAACGACCUCACAGAAGUAGAACGAGAACUUUGUUCUGCUACAGCUGAAUUUGAGGAUUUUGUCUUACAGUUUAUGGACAGAUGCUUUGGACUUAUAGAAAGUAGUACAUUGGAGCAAACAAGGGAAGAGACAGAAACUGAGAAAAUGACUCACUUGGAAAGUUUGGUCGAAUUAGGUCUAUCUUCUACAUUUAGUACAAUUCUCACCCAGUGUUCCAAAGAAAUAUUUAUGGUAAGAGCAUUGCUGUAA